AGUUCUAUUUUAAUAAUUGGUAGCAGACGAAGUGCUUCAGUGAUUUGACAUAGAAUAAUGAUAUCCCAAGGAACACGGAAAUUAUUUCGAGACAACAGUUCUGCUUCGAAAUCAAAUCAACGAACUGCCGAAAUUGCAACACAAAUGCAAUCGGAUGACUCUGACGAGGAACGUGAACUAACUAAUCUAAACUGGCUUCUAAGAAACCAAAACUUGACGUGGCCAAAAACCAUUGAAACUCAUAUAGAUGACGAGUUGGCCCAAAAUAUUGACUUGACUGCAGUUUCAAUUAGUGACAAGUCAGAACAUAGUCCAAGUCCGCGCCGAAGUCCUCAGCUGAAAUCCAACCAGCUAAAUCAAAUAUGCAACGCAAGGCAGAACACACCAAAGAAGCAUGCUCCACAAUCCAUAGUCAAUACAUUCUUAACAGAGCCAAGAAAACCACUUAUUCGAGCUGAUCCCACACCACUCCCUGCCAAGCGUCCAAGUCCAGCUGAGCGAUACGAUAUAUUUAUUGGCAAAGUAAAACGAGAUUUGGUGGAGUAUGAGAAAUUGGCUACCAAGUAUGAGACGGACGUCACAGAAAAGCCUCCAUUCAAUUAUUCCCACAUAAUUGGAAUGGCAAUGCUGGAAAACGGGCGAGUCACUUUACAGCAGAUCUGUGCCUGGAUCGAAUCCAAAUUUGCGUUCUUUAGGGUGCGCAAGAAGUGGAACAAUUCUAUUAGACAUAAUUUGUCUCUACACCAUUGCUUCCGCAACCGAAAGCGUGAAGAGAAGGGUAAAGGUGGCUAUUGGGAACUGGGAGUAGAUCCAAAAAAAUGCGACAGAAAGCGCAUUAGAAAUAGAAAGUCGGCUCAUUCCAAACAGAAUCACAAAGUGGAAAAAAAAAUCCAUUCACCAGGCCAUUAUUCUCACUUGAUCAUUCCGCCACUUUGUGAACAUCAAUCUAGUCAAACUACCGUAGAUCAAAAUACUAAUACGGGUAUUUACGUCGAUGAAUCUAAUCAUACUCUGAAAUCCACCGUAUCCCGGACAUAUCUUCACGCUCAAGGUCACAAUCAGGAUGACGAGUCCGUUCAACUACGCUACAGAAAAUGUUCCCAAAUGGUUGAGUGCAAAGAACUUAUAGAUACAGUCCCAGUCCAACAUGAGGCGCAGUCCUUUACCCUAACUGAAGUUGGACUAGACUUGGGCUUGUCAUUAUCUAGUGUCCCUAGUCCCCAAAUGUCGGAUGAUGCCAGCAAUGCGUUGGGUUCAGCUGUUAUGCAAAUGACAACGAUCACUAACGAUGGCAUUUGUCUGCAGCAGCAAUACGGCCUGGGCACUAUUAUUAUAAGCACCACUGGAAUCAUUGAGGAAGCAUCGGGACUCAAUUGUCUGAUCACCGACAAAUAUGGAUGUGCAAGCAUGAUAUGCAAGGAUGAUGAGCUGCCAUCUUCUUUACCGGGUGAUUCGUCGUUCUCUACUGUACUUACAUCGACUUUAGAUAAUGCCCCUUCGGAAUCACACAAAAACCAGGAUAUAACGUUGAUCACAACUGCAGAGUCCAGCCCUGUGCACCCCAGCAACAUUACCAUAAACUGUGACUACACAAAUUUCCGUCCAUUCAUGGAUAGCAUAGAUGAGCCUUUCCAUUAUCUCCACAGUGGUGCCGAGAUCAAUCGUGCUGACGAAAUUUUAGAUAAUCUACUUGAUGUUUGUGUCACACACUAUUGAGAAAUAAAAGCAU
This is a messenger RNA of Drosophila willistoni, 1729 nucleotides long. RefSeq lists its product as uncharacterized. Gene Ontology annotation, molecular function: DNA-binding transcription factor activity, RNA polymerase II-specific; RNA polymerase II cis-regulatory region sequence-specific DNA binding. Bases 58 to 1716 code for a protein of 552 amino acids. The record is from RefSeq and is a predicted model, not a curated record. NCBI's taxonomy places the organism in Eukaryota, Metazoa, Arthropoda, Insecta, Diptera, Drosophilidae. The transcript is spliced from 4 exons. Gene Ontology annotation, biological process: cell differentiation; anatomical structure morphogenesis; regulation of transcription by RNA polymerase II.